Messenger RNA from Pistacia vera, 1065 nucleotides. RefSeq names its product probable galacturonosyltransferase-like 4. The record is from RefSeq and is a predicted model, not a curated record. NCBI's taxonomy places the organism in Eukaryota, Viridiplantae, Streptophyta, Magnoliopsida, Sapindales, Anacardiaceae. Gene Ontology annotation, cellular component: Golgi apparatus. Gene Ontology annotation, molecular function: glycosyltransferase activity.
AUGGCCUUAUGGAGCAGCACUCCCCUUCAGCUGAUGCUAGGCCUCCUGUUCCUCCUCCUCCACCCCAUAACCACCACAACAGGUAUUCGUGUCAACACAGCUGUUAUUCAUCGACCUUCGCGCACCUCUUACAUGCCUGAAUUUCGCGAAGCUCCAGCCUUUCGCAAUGGUGAUGAAUGUGGUUCACAGGAUGCUCAUCGUAUUCACAUUGCCAUGACCCUUGAUGUCAAUUAUCUUCGUGGUACAAUGGCAGCUGUAUUCUCAAUGCUGCAGAACUCAACCUGCCCUGAAAACUUAUCAUUUCAUUUCCAUUUGGCUCAUUUCGAACCCCAACUAAUUUUCAGCGUCAAAUCAACCUUCCCUUACUUGAAUUUCAAGAUUAAUCGUUUCGACUCCAACAGGGUUCGCGGGAAGAUAUCGAAGUCUAUUAGACAAGCUUUGGAUCAGCCUCUAAACUAUGCAAGAAUCUAUCUGGCUGAUAUUAUUCCUUGCAGUGUUGAUAACGUAGUAAAGGGAGAUUCAGACCUAGUUGUGGUGGAUGAUAUUGCUAAACUAUGGGAAGUUGAUAUGCAUGAUGAAGUGUUGGCUGCACCUGAAUAUUGUCAUGCAAAUUUUACUAAAUAUUUCACCAAUGCAUUUUGGACAGACCCUGAAUUGGCUAAAGUGUUUGAAGGAAGGAACCCUUGUUACUUUAACACAGGAGUCAUGGUAAAUGUAACGGAUGCUGAUAAAAGGAAAAAAGGAGGAUAUACACAGAAAGUUGAAGAGUGGAUGACUGUGCAGAAGCAAAAGAGGAUAUAUCAAUUAGGGUCAUUACCACCAUUUUUGCUUGUUUUGGCUGGGAACAUCAAGGCAGUUGAUCAUAGAUGGAACCAGCACGGUUUAGGCGGUGGCAAUGUCGAUGGCAAAUGCAGGAGCCUGCACCCUGGUCCUAUUAGCCUUCUCCAUUGGACUGGUAAGGGUAAACCUUGGCUCAGAUCAGAAGCUAGAAAGCCAUGUGCUAUUGAUCAUCUAUGGGCACCUUACGAUCUUGACCGUACAUCAAGAAGAUCCGUAGAAGAGUAA